This is a messenger RNA of Ipomoea nil (Japanese morning glory), 1152 nucleotides long. Its product is annotated as transcription factor bHLH93-like. Gene Ontology annotation, cellular component: nucleus. The record is from RefSeq and is a predicted model, not a curated record. Gene Ontology annotation, biological process: regulation of DNA-templated transcription. Gene Ontology annotation, molecular function: DNA-binding transcription factor activity; sequence-specific DNA binding; protein dimerization activity. The transcript is spliced from 4 exons. The coding region runs from base 78 to 917 and encodes 279 amino acids. Lineage: Eukaryota; Viridiplantae; Streptophyta; Magnoliopsida; Solanales; Convolvulaceae.
UUAUUUACCACUGCACUGCCACUUUAUCUUAUAGUACAGAGCAUAUACUGUUUCCUUGUGAGAGAGAGAGAGAGAGAAUGGAGGUGAGUCGGCAUGGUCUGUUGGAGGAAUUGAUAGCUCCAUUAAACACCAAUGAGUUGUUCCCAAUUGGAUGGAUCUCUUCCACCUUUGAAUCCUCCUUAGCCGCUCCAGAUUUUCUACUCUCCUCAAAUUCUUCCCUUGAAGACGACGACGACGACUCCACCUUUGCAUGCCCUUUGGCAGAUAUCUUCAAGAAACCUCGUACGCCGCCGCCGCCGCCAGUGGAAGAAGUUCAUGGCAGAGAAGCCCGGCAGGUUCUUGUUACUGGGUUUGAAGGUGCUAAGGAAGAGAAGAAGAAGAAGAGGAAGAAGAAAGGUGCAGAAGGGCAACCUUCAAAGAAUCUAAUGGCGGAAAGGAGAAGAAGGAAGCGCCUUCACGACCGCCUUUCCAUGCUCAGAUCGAUCGUUCCCAAGAUCAGCAAGAUGGAUAGAACAUCUAUUGUUGCAGACGCCAUAGAUUACAUCAAAGAUCUCUUACAUAAAAUCAACCAACUCCGUGAAGUUAGUGAAAACCCAACCGGAUUUAAGCCGCCGCCUCAUGAACUUACAAACCCUACUUGCUCUCCUAAGUUUGAUGUAGAAAGGAGACAUGAAGAUACAAGAAUAGAGAUACGGUGUGCAACAAGGCCCGGACUGAUGCUGUCAACAGUUAGCACACUAGAAGCUAUAGGCCUUGACAUUCAACACUGUGUUACUGGCUGUUUCACUACUGAUUUCUCCUUUCAAGCUUCUUGCAUUGAGGCCAUGGAGCAUCCAACGGUUGUCCGUCGCCCCGAAGACAUAAAGCAAGUGUUAUUCAAGACUGCAGGCUACGGAGGAAUGAAGAUGCUUAUAUGAGAAAUAAUAAUAUAUGUCUGUGGAGUAUUCAUAUUCAUAUUCCCAGAGAUCAGAGUUUUAAGAAGCUAAGCAGUCUGCUUUUACAAGAAGUUUUCGGAUUUUCAAAGAAUAAUUUCACUGUUUUUUAGCCACUACAUACAUGUUUGUUUCACAGAUUGAUCCAAUCUGCACACUUUAUGGUUGUAUUCAUUUCAAGAUUUCCCUAUAAUUCAAACUGAGAUUGAAAGUUUUGAAA